GUCCCGUCCGCACAGCUGUAUGAAGACAAUGGCCAUUUUACGCCUCGAAGUCAACAAAGUGGGAGAUAAGAGUGCAAUCUUUUGGCAAAGUGAUAUUCGCAUCAUCAUCAUCCUCACCAAAGAAAAGAAUCCAACACCUUCUUGUGCUGCUGCUUUCAUCUUCCUGUUCCCCUUCUGGGUCAGUCACUGGAAUUCAUUUAAACAGAGGCCCCAAUUCUUCUCGAACUCCAAAACAUCUGCAAAAACUCGCCCGCCGUUUGCCAUUCCAAUCUUAGCAGCAGGGCUUUCUUUGCAGUCUCCGAAUGGGUAAUGUGGUGGAAUUGAAGGUGGAUUUGGACUGCGAGGGAUGCAUCAAGAAAAUACUUAAAGCCAUCAAGAAGAUCGAAGGUACUACUUCCAUCUUCAACUCUACACGCGCCCCUCACCAUUUCAGUCAAAUCAAAGAUAGUCAUCGUCCUCCUCUGCUUGCAGAUAUCGAAACCUAUAACGUCGACAAGCAGCUCAACAAGGUGACGGUGACCGGAAAUGUGACGACAGAGGAAGUCAUCAAAGUUCUUCAGAAGAUCGGGAAGCCAGCGAGUAGCUGGGAGCAAGAAUAAACCCAUACGUAACAGUCGAUAUAUAUACUUCUGUUAUGCGAAUAUCUAUAUUAAAUUUUAAUGAUUUUGGAAGCUAGAACUCGAUCCUGAUGACCGUUUCUGUACGAAUGUAUUAUGACCGUCUUGAAUUUCAGAGGCUAAGUUUUGGAUUGAAA
Molecule: messenger RNA, 754 nt
Organism: Diospyros lotus (date-plum)
Lineage: Eukaryota; Viridiplantae; Streptophyta; Magnoliopsida; Ericales; Ebenaceae
Product: heavy metal-associated isoprenylated plant protein 45
Exons: 2
Coding region: 303-599 (98 amino acids)
Molecular function (GO): metal ion binding
Source: RefSeq, a predicted model, not a curated record